Lemur catta (Ring-tailed lemur) is the source of this 2278-nucleotide messenger RNA. RefSeq names its product biotinidase (gene BTD). Gene Ontology annotation, molecular function: hydrolase activity, acting on carbon-nitrogen (but not peptide) bonds, in linear amides. The record is from RefSeq and is a predicted model, not a curated record. Lineage: Eukaryota; Metazoa; Chordata; Mammalia; Primates; Lemuridae. The coding region runs from base 341 to 1939 and encodes 532 amino acids. The transcript is spliced from 4 exons.
UGACUUGAGCACCAGACACCUGUCCCUCACUUGUGUCGCUGGGCUCUGCGAAGUUGCUUUUCGGCAUCUUCCACCUAAAAGGCCGCGGCACCGUCGCAGUUGACAGCCGAGCUGACGCUGAGGCCCUGCGAAACCAACCCGAAGGCACACGCGGGCCUCUGACCGACAGGAGGCGGGCAACCAACCGCAUUAAAGAGGCGGGGCUAACCGUGCGCGCUUGGGGAGACGGGAGUCUCUAAUCGCGCCCGUUCUCCAAUCAGAACCGUGCCCUGUCCCGGGCUCCUCCACUCGCGGGGUCAGAGUGCCAGAAGGAGGUGGGACCAGCAAGAGGCCGCGGCCUAUGCCAAGCAGAUUUACGGUCUGCGCUAUGUCUGGAGCCGGCAGUCAGCUUGCGCUUUUCCUCUGCGGCUGCUACGUGGUUGCCCUGGGAGUCCACGCCGCGGGGCCUUGCGUGGCUGCACAUCAGGAGACCGAGUAUUACGUGGCUGCUGUGUACGAGCACCAGUCCAUCUUGAGUCCAGACCCACUGGCUCUCACCAGCCGCAAGCAGGCCUUGGAGCUCAUGAACCAGAACCUCGACGUCUAUGAACAGCAAGUGAUGACUGCAGCCCAAAAGGGUGUGCAGAUCAUAGUGUUUCCAGAAGAUGGCAUUCAUGGAUUCAACUUUACGAGAACAUCCAUUUACCCAUUUUUGGACUUCAUGCCGUCUCCCCAGUUGGUCAGGUGGAACCCAUGCCUGGAGCCCCACCGUUUCAAUGACACGGAGGUCCUCCAGCGCCUGAGUUGUAUGGCCAUCAAGGGAGACAUGUUCUUGGUGGCCAAUCUUGCGACGAAGCAGCCUUGUCAUAGCAGUGACCCAGCAUGCCCAAACGAUGGGAGAUACCAGUUUAACACAAAUGUUGUGUUCAGCAAUAAUGGAACCCUUGUUGACCGCUACCGUAAACACAACCUGUAUUUUGAGGCAGCUUUUGAUACCCCUCUUCAAGUGGAUCACAUCACCUUCGAUACACCCUUUGCUGGCAAGUUUGGUGUCUUCACUUGCUUUGACAUAUUGUUCUUUGACCCUGCCAUCAGGAUCCUGAGAGACUCUGAGGUGAAGCACAUCGUUUAUCCGACUGCCUGGAUGAACCAGCUCCCACUCUUGGCAGCUAUUGAGAUUCAGAAAGCUUUUGCCGUUGCCUUUGGCAUCAAUGUUCUGGCAGCUAACAUCCACCACCCAUUCCUAGGGAUGACAGGGAGUGGCAUACACACCCCUCUGAAGUCCUUUUGGUACCAUGACAUGGAAAACCCCAGAGGUCACCUUAUAAUUUCCCAGGUAGCCAAAAAUCCCCAGGGUCUCAUUGGUACAGAGAAUGCAACAGGUAAAAUGGACCUAUCCCAUAGUAAGUUUUUAAAAAUCUUAUCAGGUGAACCAUACUGCGAGAAGGAUGCCCAGGAAGUCCACUGUGAUGAAGCCACCACAUGGAACAUGAAUGCCCCUCCCACGUUUCACUCUGAGAUGAUGUAUGACAAGUUCACCCUGGUGCCCGUCUGGGGGAAGGAGGGCUACCUUCAAGUCUGUUCAAAUGGCCUCUGCUGUUAUCUGCUCUACAGGAGGCCCACCUUGUCCAAAGAGCUGUAUGCGCUGGGGGUCUUUGAUGGACUUCACACAGUACAUGGCACUUACUAUAUUCAAGUUUGUGCCCUGGUCAAGUGUGGGGGUCUUGGCUUUGACACCUGUGGCCAGGAGAUCACAGAGGCCACAGGCAUAUUUGAGUUUCACCUCUGGGGGAACUUCAGCACGUCCUAUAUCUUUCCUUUGUUUCUGACCUCAGGGAUGACCCUGGAAAUCCCUGACCAGCAUGGCUGGGAGAAUGACCACUAUUUCUUGAGAAAGAGUGAGCUGUCCUCUGGCCUGGUGACGGCGGCUCUCUACGGGCGGUUGUAUGAGAGGGACUAGGAAGAGCGUCUGGUCUGUGGGGUGGACUCUGGCCGUCUCGUGGGCAGCCCUGCACUUCCACAGGCUGCAGCUCACAGCACUGGGACCGUCUCUGCCCUAGGGACAGAAGCCCACUUCUGUGGCACCAGAUCCCACCCUGGGAACCGUGGGAAGAAGUAGGAGAGACAGAUUCCCUCAGUGUCUCUUUCUCUUAAACGUCAAUUAUUGAGACAUUCUCUGGUAUUUCCUGUUCACAUUUGUCUUUUUCAAGCCACAUCUGCCUCUAAUAAAUCUCUCAGUACACAAUUGGUUUUAAGAGCUAAAACAAAAAUAAACGUCAGUUUAUAUUUUAUAUACCCA